AUGAUUAAUAGAUAAACCUUAUUUUAAGAAUGCUAUCUUUUAUUUCCUAAAUGUAUAUAUUAAUUUGAAAUAUGAAAUAGAAGAAGACAUUUGUUAUAUAGUUGACAAAAUAAAGGUUAGAAAAAUAUUUGAAGGUUAAGUUGAGUUUGAUUAACAAGAAAUCGAAAUCUUGAAAUAAUUCGAAGCAUAUUUAAUAUCUAAGCGCUUUAUGCCUAAGUUCUCACUUAAUUAAUUUUAGGUGGACUGAACCUUAAUUACUGAGGAUGCUCUAUGCUACUAAAUUUAAGUUUGAAAAGACUUAUGCAGCUAUAUAGGCCUAUAUUUAAUGGAGAAAACAAGCAUUUCCACUUAAGGAAAAUUAGGAAACAACGAAAUUCUUAGUAAUGAAUCUUUACUUAUUUUUUUAGUCAAGUGGUUCAAUUUAUUUGCAUGGAAGGGAUAAUAGAUUUAGACCAAUAAUAGUGGUUAAUGCUAUAAAAUUGGCAGCAUAAAAAAAUAUUGACAUAACCUUAGAUUCAAUGACUAUAUUUCUUGAACAUGUUUUAACAAAUUACAUGUUACCUGGAUAAAUAGAAAACUGGUAAAAUAUUAUUUCUCUAUAAUUUUUUUAGGGUAGUAGUAAUGGAUUUAGGAGGUUUAGGAAUCACAAGUUUACCUAGAUAAUAACUUUAAAGAGUUUUAGAUUAUCUAUAAAAUAACUAUCGUUCGAGAAUGCAUAAAUGUUAUGUAAUUAAUUGUCCUAGUACGAUCACUUUUUCUUGGAACAUAGUAAAAGGAUUUUUAGAGGAAAUAACAGUAAGGAAAAUCUCAUUUGAAAAAUCUUCGAUUCCAACUGGAUUAUUUGAACAUUGCCACAAAUCGUAAGUUGAAUAAAAAUAUGGUGGAAUAUCUAAAAAUAUAGAAAAUAAUUUUUGGUAAAGAAAAGUAUAAUUUCUUAAGGCCUCCUUGCGAGAUUAGUUAAGAGUAUUUUUUAUAAACAGAUAAAAUCACAGAUAUACUUAUUUCAAAACAACAAUACAAUUAGCUAUAUUAAUUUGGAAAAUUAUCAAAGAACCGACUUUGUAAAGAACUUCUUGAAGAUAUAAGAUAAUCUUUAUAAAAUACUAAUACAGAUUAACAUUUAGAUAAAAAAUUGAAAGAGGAAGUACCUGAUCCAGAAGAGGAGCAAUAAGUUAUUAAUGAUCUUAUUAAAAAUAAUUAAGGUUAUUACAAACCAAGAGUUGAAGAAUCUUUUGAAAUGCCAUUUUGUGAAACUGCAAUUCAAAUACCAUUAAAUUUUAUUGCUCAUAAAAAAAUGUUAAAAUAUUGAAG
Paramecium sonneborni is the source of this 1311-nucleotide messenger RNA. The record is from the annotation of a GenBank genome assembly. NCBI's taxonomy places the organism in Eukaryota, Ciliophora, Oligohymenophorea, Peniculida, Parameciidae.